CAGUGGAAAUGCGGGGAUACACAAGAACUCCACAUAUUCGCUUCCAUGAAGCGCUUUAUGUUUUUUAUUUGCUGCUUUAUGUCAAUAGUUGUGUUUGUGCCGCUGCGGAAGUGUCGGACAAAACCGAAGUUUUGGACCAAAAACAACUUCUAGAGUUAUACAGGAAAGGUGUGUUCCUUUUGGAGAGUAUAUCACAGAAGCGGUGCCUCUCUGCAAAUUCAACCGGUCUCUCUUUGAUCAGCUGUGAACCCCCGUCUGCUGCCCUGCUCUGGAAAUGGGUGUCCCGGCAUCGUCUCUUCAAUCUGGGCACAAGCAGAUGCCUAGGGAUGACCAGCUUGCCUGACGUGGGCAUCUUUGAGUGUGAUGCUACCCUCCCUACCAUGUGGUGGCGCUGUAGGGGGAGCAUGUUGUAUGGAGCGAUGUAUAAUAAGCUGGCAAUAGUGAAUUCCAGUUUGGUGGUGAAGAGAGCAUCUUUGCAUCUUUGGAGGAUUUAUGGUGCGGCCGGUGAAGGUCCCUGCGCUUACCCAUACGAAGAAAUCCACACGCUGCAAGGAAACUCACAUGGCAUGCCCUGUUCCCUACCCUUUAAAUACAACAAUAAAUGGUUGUGGGAUUGCACCUCUGAGGGGAGAGAGGACCGUCACCUCUGGUGUGCUACCACAAGCCACUACGAUCAGGAUGAGAAAUGGGGCUUCUGCCCCAAUUCAGUGACAGGCUGUGGUGAAUUCUGGGAGAGCCUCCCUGAGCUGAAUGCCUGUUACCAGUUUAACUUGUACUCAAUUCUCACCUGGAGCCAAGCACUUACUUCCUGUCAAUCACAAGGCGCAAGACUGCUCUCCAUCACACAUUACAAUGAACAGAUCUAUAUGAAAGAAAGGCUUUCAGAUAUGGGUGUGAUGGUCUGGAUUGGAUUAAACCACCUCAGUCAGGAUGGGGGAUGGGAGUGGUCUGAUGGAUCUCCUUUGGCUCUUGUCAGUUUUACCUCAGAUCUGACCUCCACACCGGUGCAGCAAAACCAGCAGUGCGGGGUGUUUAACUCUACUCAGGGUUCCUGGCAGAGUCUGUCGUGUGAGUCAGCUUUGCCCUACAUCUGCAAGAAAACCAACAACUCUAGCCAGAAAGCAGAGCCGCUAGAUAACUGGCAAUAUAAACACACGGUUUGUCCCGAUGGCUGGUUGGAACAUAAUGGCUUUUGUUACCGGUACCUGGAGGAGAAGGCAAGCUGGGACAAAUCUUCCAGUGCAUGCAAGUCUCUUGAUGCACAGCUGGUCAGCAUCCACUCGCUCUCCCAACAGGAACUGCUGCAGAAAAUUCUCUCAAAUGGUUCCAACUCUAAGGUGUGGAUUGGUUUGUACAAGGAAGCAAAUCAUACAGCAGUCCAAUGGUCAGACAAUUCUUCUGUCACAUUCACAUCCUGGUACUCUCAGGAGCCUUCCCAUCACCAUGGCGACAAACACAUAUGUGUGACAGCAGACUGGAAGGAAGGCAGAUGGCAGUUUGAGGAGUGUGAGGAGCAGCGUGCAGCAGUGUGUAAGAUAUCAGGUCUUGUUCCUCAGCAUCCUACAGGUGAAUGGGAUGACGACUGUCCAGAGGGCUGGAGGAGGAAAGACAGCUGGUGUUAUAUGAUCACCGAUCAGGAGCAGACAUUUGAAGAUGCAGUGAAAGGAUCUUACUGCAAAGCUCCACUUGUUACUAUAGAGAGCAAGUUUGAGCAGGCCUUUCUAAACAGUCUGAUCAGUGAAAUGGGCGGAUCUGAGUCCCAAUCCUACUGGACAGCUCUGCAGGACAGGAACAGGACAGGAGAGUACAACUGGUUGACACAGAAUGGCUCCUCAACACCCCUCACCUACACCAACUGGAACCGACACCAACCAGUUACUGGAGGUGGCUGUGUGCUGAUGUCUGGGGGUCAGGCUCUAGGUCACUGGGAGGUGAAAAAUUGCCAAACCUUUAAAGCCCUGGCUGUGUGCAAACAGGAAGUGAAUGGUAAUCAUGACAUCCCAAGGUCUUUUCCACACAUAAAUACAAGUGCACCAUGCCCAACAGGAUGGGAGAGUCGCACAGGCCUGCCACACUGUUACAAGGUGUAUCACAGUGAAAAAAUCUUGAUGCAACGCACCUGGACGGAGGCUCAGUUCUUCUGCCGGGCUUUGGGUGCUGACCUAGCCAGUUUCCAUCACUAUGAGGAUCAGGCUUUUGUCAAACAGCUCCUUGCCACCAUGUUCCAAAGUACAGAGGGUCGCUGGUUUUGGGUGGGCUUCACAAAGAGAAACCCAUGGUCUGACGGAGCCUGGGAGUGGUCAGAUGGCACACCGGUGGUGACAUCAUUCACCGAGGAUAUGAAUGAAGUGGACUCUCGAACAUGUGCUGUGUACACUGAACUCACUAACACUCUCACUCCCCAGUCAUGCGAUUCCAAAUAUGAAUGGAUUUGCAAGGUCCCUAGAGGUGCGCAGUUGAUAAAGCCAUAUUGGUACAGUGACCAACACGAGCCGUGGGUGUUUUUCCAUGGGGCUGAAUACUACUUUGUCAGUAAGCCAUUUCCCUGGCAGUCUGUGUCGUUCGCCUGUAAGAUGAUGGGAGCAGAUCUACUUUCUGUUCACUCACGUAACGAGCUGGACUUCAUCAAAGAACGCAUAAAGAAGGGCUCUGAAUAUUGGUGGAUUGGUUUGUCUGCUAACAGUGGACACAAUGGCUUCAGUUGGACUGAUGGAUCUGCUUUGGAUUAUGAGAACUGGGAAAAUGUGCGUGUUUAUCGAAAGGCUGGCCAAAAUUGCGUACAGAUGUCUUCUGUGACCGGAGAGUGGUCGACAAGGAGGUGUACAGAUCUCCAAGGAUACGUGUGCAAACGCAGGACAGUGGCUAUAGUGGAGGUCCCACGUGAGCUUCGUUAUAUCGGCAGCUGCCCAGAGAACUGGUUCUACUAUGGACACAAGUGUCUGUUUCUGCAUCUCCCAGCCCAACCGAAAGAGGGGAAAACCUGGCAUGAAGCUCAGUCCAUCUGCUCAUCUCUUCAGGGCACUCUGGUCUCUAUAGGGGAUGAAAUCGAGCAAGCCUACAUUGUUAUGCUGCUUCACGGCCGAUCAGCAGGGGUUUGGAUUGGAGCACGUGGCAAAGGGACCAAUGGGAAGCCCCUCGACUAUAGUAACUGGGAGACAUUGCACCAUAAUAACGUUCCUGAAGAACCUCUCUGUACUUACCUAUCAAACAGUCACAACUUCCGUGUGACAGGGGUAUGGCAAGAUGAGAUCUGUACCGAGAAUGUCUACGGCUUUGUCUGCCAAAAGCCACAAGACCCCACCAAACGUCCCACCCAGUCCUAUUAUACCUCUGCCUCUCUGGACUCAUCUGAGUAUAAGAACCACAGUUACCGGAUCAUCCAUGGCAACUUGAGCUGGUAUGCAGCUCAGAGGGGCUGUUCGGACAAGGGGGCUGCACUUGUGAGCAUCACAGAUCCGUUUCAGCAGGCCUAUCUCAGUGUGCUGUUAAACAGGCUGGGAGCUUCAUACUGGAUUGGCCUCUUCAGUACAGAUGAUGGUACAUCUUACCAGUGGUCAGAUGGCACUGAGGGCUCCUUCACUCACUGGGAGGUGUCUAAUUAUUUCCCAGAGAGGCCAAUGGGAGAAGGAGGCUGUGUGUCCAUGGAUGUAAAUGGACGUUGGAAAGAGGCAGAAUGUGACAUGCCGUUAUCAGGAGCAAUAUGCUAUAUUCCUCCCCCAAAAAGCAUUGCUUUCUCCUAUGAAGUGGUGUGUCCUGAGACCUGGGUGAAGUUUCGUGGGAGCUGCUAUAAUUUUAAAUCGGUUAUGUUGGAGAUGACCCUGGAGGAAGCGAGAGAUCAUUGUAAAAAGAUGGGGAAUUCUUCAGAAGUUAUGACAGUUCAGGAUGAGGAGGAGACCCGUUUCUUCCUUAAAGAGAUGUGGCAUUAUUACCAUGGGCCUCAGAACUUAUGGCUGGGAAUUCUCUAUGACACAGACAAUGAUGCUUUGACACGAUUUGAUGGCUCACCGCUCCAAUACACAAACUGGCUUUCCAAAGCUCCGGAUGCGAGCGUGAUGCAGGCUGACACGUGUGUGACUAUGCGGGUGUCAGAUGCCGUGUGGCGGUUAGCCAACUGCAGGGACAGACUGGGCUUCAUCUGCAAAACCUCAACAGGUGCUAUCAAAGAGGUUGAAGUGGAGCCACUAAAAGGUCUGCACCAAGGUGUCAUCUCUGUGGCGGCAUUGGUGGCCAUUUUGCUCUUUGCUGUGAUGAUUGGCUCGUUGUGGCUCCUUUACAAAAGAAACUCUCUGUGUAUCCGAAGGCUUCCGUCAUUUGGCAGUGCCUACUACAGACAGACAAACUCUCAAUCCAAUGACCAGGAUGAAAAUGUUUUGCUCCCAGACCUGGAGACACAAGCAGGGGACUAAUGUGUGUGUGUGUGUGUGUGUGUGUGUGUGUGUGUAUGUAUGGAAGUGUUUGUAUUUUAUGUGAGUGAGUUUGUGUGUAUUCACAUUAGCGUUAGUUCAGUCAGGGAGACUGCAGUGGAAAUAGGAUGAAUCUGAAAUGAAGAUUCUCAAGUUGUCUGUCCAUGCUGUCACUAAGAGAGGAUAUUAUGCACAUACUAGUCUUAUGAAGUCCCAUGAGAUUGGGCUUUUUCUUCACAUUUUAUCAUAUUCAGGGCAACAACAAGCUGUAAAAACUAAUAUUUUCCAAAUGGCUUGUUUUUUUUAUAUUGUUAAGUGUUAAAGGAAUAGUUCGCUCAAAAAUGAAAAUAAAUGUACUCACCCACUUGCCAUUCCAGAUACAUACAGUACUGUUCAAACAUCUUAGGCACAUAAGCUGUUUCACAAAAACAUUUAUCUUAAGAUAGUUAUAUCGAUAGUAUAUCUUCAGCUUUAGUGUGUCAAUAGGAAAUUUACAUUUUAGACUCCCAAACACUACUUUUGUAAAUAGAAUAGAAGAACGGGGAGCCCUACAACAGAUGUCAUGGCCCCUACAGACCCUCUACUGAACAUCGCAUCAGUCUAGGAUUAAAUGAAGAGAUAGAAGAAUUGAGACAGCCUAAACAGAUAGAAAAACUGUGGCAAAUUCUCCAAGAAGUUUGGAACAUCCUAUAUGCCAACAACCAGGUGUACCUGUGUCCAGGUGUACCUAUGAGAAUUUGUGCUGUUUUGAAGGCAAAGGUGGUCACAACUAGUAUUUAUUUAGCUUUUUUAUGUUUACUGGACUUUGUAUGACAUUAAUUGAUAAAUGAAAACUAUUUAUGGCAUUAUUUUUGAAGAUAUUCUUGUUAUGCAACAUUUUUCACCAGUGCCUAAAUCUUUUGCACAGUACUGUAUUGCUUUCUUUUGCUGAACACGAACAAUGAUUUUUAGAAACUUAUCUCAGCUCUGUUGGUCUAUUCAAUGCAAGCGAAUGGUGGCCAGAAUGUUGAAGCUCCAAAAAGCACAUAAAGGCAGCAUAAAAGUAAUCCAGAUUACUCCAGUGGUUAAAUCCAUGACUUCAGAAGCCAUAUUAUAGGUGUGGGUGAGACAGUCAAUUCUCCUACCUGCCCAGUAGGUGGUGAUAAGUACGAAGAAUUUAAAACGCCAAAAACAAAAGAAGAAUGUGAAAGUGUAGAUUUAUAAUAAAAAGGACUUAAAUAUUUAUCUGUUUCUCAACCACACAAAUCAUAUAGCUUCUGAAGACAUUGAUUUAACCACCUAAAGUCAUAUGGAUUAUUUUUAUGCUGCGUUUAUAUGCUUUUUGCACCUUUAAAUUGCUGGCCACCAUUCACUUGUCUUGAGUGAACCUACAGAGCUCAAAUGUUCUUUUAAAAAAAACUUUGUAUUCUGCAGAAAAAAGAAAGCCAUACACAUCUUGGAUGGCAUGAGAGUGAGCAAACAAUCAGAGAAUUUUUUGGGUGAACUAUCCCUUUAAGGUCAACAUGAAAUCAAAAUCGACAGUUUUUACUUUCUCAAUACACAUUCCUUGUCUUAUUCUGCAUGAUUCAUCAUUUUAUUCCAAAGGGAAAUUUUUUUGUCUUCGUAAUCUUUCUUCAAAUAACAAGUAAUAACGUACUCCACCUCUAAAGCUACUUUACUAGUCUGAUGUCACCAAGGCCGCUUAAGUUUCAACCGGUGUGUGCCAGUGGUAUGUCAGGAACGCAAACUCUGGUAUGGAACACCCACUUUACACAAUCAAAUAAAUUCCUGAUGGAUAAAAUCCUAAAUUUUUUAUUUCUUAAUGUUUUUUUCCGGCCCCUUUUAUCCCCAAUUUGGCAUACCCAAUUCCCAAUGCGCUCUAGGUCUUGGUGUUGGCAUAGUGACUCGCCUUUGGUUGCUUAGGAAGCCUGACUGGAGUCACUCAGCACACCCUGGAUUCGAACUUGUGACUCCAGGUGUGGUAUUUAGUGUCUUUGCUUGCUGAGCUACCCAGGCCCCCCGUCCUACAUUUUAAAAGGUGAAGUGUGUAAUUUCUGAACCAGUAGAAUCAUUAUACAGUACUGUAAAUAAUGACUUAAAUAAUUUUCAAAUUGUUUUCCUGGACACUUUUCCCUCUGUUAAUAAUCAGACAAGCAGAUAGUCAUGUCCCAAACUUGUGCCAUUGGUUGAGCCAGAGUUGUUUUGUCAGGAAACAAAGAGAUCACAGUUUUGUGCUACAGAGACACAGUGACCCCGUUUACACCUGGUAUUAAGAUGCGUCUUAGAUGAUCCGAUCUAUAUGUGGUCAGGUGAGAUGCAUCGUUGUUUACACCUGGUUAAUUAAAUGCACCUCCUAUGACAACUUGUGUUCGAAUUUCAUGGUGAGGGUCUCUGAUUUCGAAAAUUCAACUGCAUCUAGGUGUAACAGCACGCCUGUGAAUAAAACAGGCGUGCUGUUACACCUAGAUGCAGUUGAAUUUUCGAUUUCAGUGGAGUAGCUGUAUUGAAGGAGCAUCAGAUGUUCAUGCUUCUCAUCUGUGUCCGGGUUGUAUUCUGGUUGUAUUGCAGCAUUUGAUAGGCAAGUGUGUGGGUGGUACUUCACUUCUGUCCGGGACACCUUCAGUAUGGAUUAACGUUUACACCUCAAAUGUGAUGUGAUCACAUGCAUUUUUGACUACCUCUGUAUUUGUACAGUGAUCCAAUCACAAAAGGAUUUGCACCACAUUUACACCUGUAUUUAGCUAUGUACACCUUAAUACCAGAUGUAAAUGGGGUCUGUGUUUAUACUUUUGGGCAAUCAACCAAAAAAUGGCUUACUUAUACUUGCCUAUGCAUAUUUCACUGAGAAGUGUUUUAACAUCAGAAAAAAAUUGCACACAUCAGCUUUAAGAAAAAAACGGGUUACGAAUUUUGUUUCAUGUUGACUUGAACUGUUGCUCUUCAACUUUUGCAGCUCUUCAACAAUGCAACUCUGGGAUCCCUGUGGUCCGCUGAAACUUCCAGAACUAAUUGCUUGUUUGAAGUCUAUUAAUAGGCAGAUCUACAGCAGGAAGCUUGUUCUCACAAGAAGUGUGUUCAAGUUAGAACAAUAAACUACAAACAAAAAGCGCCAACAUAUUCAUAAUAAGCCCUUGCACACCAAAGCAGAACAGAACAGCGUGGUCUUGAAGAAAUGUUUACACAGACAACGGUGUAUUGUGUAUCAGUAUUACAUUCUUAUUAGUCACAUUGUGCUGUCCUUUAAGAGCUGAAACUUAUUUGAUCUGAAGUGUGUUUGUUGUAGGAUUACAUAUUUUGUUCUUUAUAAGCACCUUACCUUGCACAUUUCCCAGAGCAGUGUUAUUAGAAUAAAGUUAGUCGUCAGUGGGUUACCCUAAACACCACAGAGCUCUCAGUAGUACCAAAUCCUCAGUCCCCCAAGAGACCAUUAUCUUCAUCAGAGAACAUUUCUGAUAACAAAUCUGUCACCGUUUCUUCAGUGUAUCUUCAUUUUGUCUCUGUCUGCACAUCUGUAAUAAAACUGUUUGUAGUUAUGUGACUUUUUUUUAAAUGGUUUUCUGACAUUGUUUUUUAUAGGAAGACUGUUAUUGUACCACUUGCUUUGAAUUAAUUUUGUAACUAUGAAAAAACAUGAAUGAAUAAGAAUGUUGUUUUUAGUAAUCCAACAUUACUCUGAGCUCCUUGGUAUAACCACACACACAGGCUGUGUACAUUUUGAAUUCAGAAAUGCCCUCAAUAUUUCCCAAUAAGCCAUAAUUUAAAAACUGCCUUUUUUGUAUAUAUACACUUGUACAAGGAAGUGUGUCCUGGACUGUAUGGUAAGACAGUCGUGGGCGUAUUGUGUGUGUGUGUGAGAGAGAGAGUGUUUAAAUUUUGUAAUCAAAAGAUUUCAUAUAUUUGUAGUAAAUGAACAAUGAUGUUAUGGUAUUAGUUUUCUUCUGUUGUUUUGUUUAUGUAUCUGUAAUAUAUAUAUGUUCUACAAACAGUAGUGUUAUUGUGUUUCACAGUUUACAUUUUGUUCUGUUUUUAAGCAGUUUUGUUUUUAGAAAAGUAAAUUGAAAAAUAAG
Messenger RNA from Xyrauchen texanus (razorback sucker), 8449 nucleotides. Its product is annotated as secretory phospholipase A2 receptor-like. Gene Ontology annotation, molecular function: signaling receptor activity. The transcript has 30 exons. NCBI's taxonomy places the organism in Eukaryota, Metazoa, Chordata, Actinopteri, Cypriniformes, Catostomidae. The record is from RefSeq and is a predicted model, not a curated record. The coding region runs from base 9 to 4406 and encodes 1465 amino acids.